Ochotona princeps (American pika) is the source of this 2679-nucleotide messenger RNA. It is a transcript of the gene ZNF200, whose product is annotated as zinc finger protein 200. The record is from RefSeq and is a predicted model, not a curated record. Bases 616 to 1800 code for a protein of 394 amino acids. The transcript is spliced from 5 exons. NCBI's taxonomy places the organism in Eukaryota, Metazoa, Chordata, Mammalia, Lagomorpha, Ochotonidae.
AACCCGCCACUUCCUGUGGUUGAUCGGGCUGGCCCCGCCCAUCCCUGGGUAGCUUGGAGUCGGACUACAUUUCCCAGAAGGGUCCGCGGCUGGGCCGGCCGCCCCCGCAGCGGUUCCAGCCCGACCCAGAGGACCGGAGCCAGCCUCCUGUUCGCAGGGUCUGAGGUGGAGCGGCAGAAAGAGCGGAUGCUGUCUGUCUGAUAUCCCCCGGUCCCUGAGAGCGCCGUGGACUGGCCUCGAAACUCGCUCUUUCAAACGCAGACGGCUCGCUCCGAGUGGGGAGACCAUGCCUUGGGACCGGAAACGAGGCCUACGUCACAGUGCCGGAGGCACCUGGCCUCCCGGCAGACACCACGUCCCCGCCGCCCUCCCGAGUGACGGCGGCGCGCACCCAUGGUCACCGACAGCCUGAGAGGGCUCUCCGAAAGGCGAGGCCAGGGUUCUGUCACUCGCGCCAAGUUUCCCGGUGUUUCCCCGAGCUCGGGUCCCUGAGUCGGUCCCAGCGAGCGCCCCUUGGGUCGCAGAGCCCAAAGAGCUUGGCUCUCUGGCAGAUUUCCCUCUUUAAGAGUUGGCUGUGGAACCCCCAGAAACGAGUGUGGUCUGUGGUUGCAAGGCAUGAUGGCUGCAAAAGUGGCUCCUAUGCCCCCCAAAUCAAAGCAGUCCUUUAUAUUGAAAGUUCCUACCAACUCCAAGCUGGGCCAAGACCUCCAUCGAGAUACCACGAGUGUGCCCAAGAGCAUCCACCAGCUGGUGCUGGAACACUUCGUCACCUUCUUGCCCAAGCCAAGUGUGGCCCAGCCCAGUCAGAAAGCUGCGGAGACCUUGGUUGUCCUGAAGGAUGUGAGCGCGAGCCUUCAGAGAAGAGUGCGUUCUCACCCCUUAGUGAAGCUUCUGCCCAGAGGAGUCCCACAGAAACAGGAGACACUGUCUCUGCGUUUGAAAGCUGACCCGAAGGAACUGGUGGUCUUUGAGGAUUUGAAUAUAUUUCACUCCCAAGAAGAAUGUGUAAGCCUGGAUCCUGCUCAGCACUCCACCUCAGAGAAGGAAGAGCAUAGUGAUGUUGGGGAGAUGGUGUUACUAGUCGGUGACAGUAGCCCUGAAGGUGAAGAUCUUCAGAAGGAACCUGCAGAGAAUGAGGAGUAUAGACAAGAGUCUGGAGAUUAUGAUGAAAUAGGUUGUUCUUUGGUCUCUAAGCAACCUCUAGAUUGCUGUGAGGAAAGAGCACUAAAUACAUUCAUUCCACAGAAAAGGAAAGUGAGAAAUCUUUUAGUUACCAUUGAGAAUGAUACUUCACCAGAAGAACUCUCAAAAUAUGUGGAUGUCAGCAUUACUGCCCUAACUCAAAACCGCAAAACAAGGAAAUGGUACACCUGUCCACUGUGUGGGAAACAGUUUAAUGAAAGUUCCUACCUUAUUUCCCAUCGGAGGACUCACACUGGAGAAAAACCCUAUGACUGUAGCCACUGUGGGAAGAGCUUCAAUCAUAAAACAAACCUCAAUAAACACGAGCGAAUCCACACAGGGGAAAAACCGUAUUCCUGUUCUCAGUGUGGGAAAAACUUCCGUCAGAAUUCUCAUCGGAGUCGCCAUGAGGGGAUCCACCUAAGGGAGAAGAUACUUAAGUGUCCAGAAUGCAGGAAAACCUUCCCCAAGAAUGAAGAAUUGCUGCUUCACCUACAGAGUCAAGAGGCUGAGAAGCCACACAGUUGCAAAAAAUGUGGGAGAAGAUUUGGUCGGCUGUCAAACUGCACCCAACACGAGAGAACCGCCCCCACAUGCAAGGCCAGGAAGCAAAAAUGAGAUCAAGAACGAGCUGAUUGUUCCACCUGAGCCUGACAAGCUGCAUAAGCAGUUCUGGAUUCGCCAGCUGCCAAAAUGCGAUACAGACACUGGAAAGCCUCAUUGUAGCCAAAAUUGGAUAAAUCCCCAUCUUGGCUAAAGUUCAGAUUGUUGGAGAAUUCACAGGGAAGGAAACAUCCUCAAGGGCUAUUCCUCAGCAUCAAGGCUUUUGGACUAAGCUUUCUUUCAUGAAAUUGUGCACAUUGCAUAGAUUACAGAUCCCCCUCCCAAGAAAGACUUUAAAUGUUUCUGAAGGCUGCUAAGCUGUGUGUGAACAGAGUAACUUGUGUCUGUUCAAAGUAUUUCCAGUCUUUUGUCACACGGUAAUUCACUCAAAAAGGGAAUGCAGAGAUCUUUAUCUGGAACUAUAUUCCCCUGAAAGAACAAAACUACUGAUGUGUAAGCUAGCAGCUUUUAGUAACGAUUCAUAUAACCUCAGAACACCCUGUGAAGGCUUGAGUAUUGAAAAGAGUUGUUUACUUAGAAUAUCAGAAAACUACAGAAGUUCAGUGUCAGAGGACUUAGUCUCAUUUGUAUGUAGUCUAAACUUAAUAACAUUUGUGAUUUGUGGUGAAAACUAUUUUACAGAAAUCCUUUCAUAACAUAAUUGAAGUGUCUGUUGUGAGUUCUCUGUUACCUCUCAAUAGCUGUCUCAUGCCCUCUCUUGCCAAAAGAGGUUUGAUGUGCCUGGGUCUGGCAGUCUGGCAUUCAGCCCCACCCCUGACAAAACUUUUCAGAUUCUUGUCCCUCUGCUGAGGCACUGUUUUAUCUGCUAAGAAGGAAACACCAAGAGCCUGAAGAGAAGUGAUAGAUGUGGAGGCAGGAAGACCUCAGCCAGGG